This is a messenger RNA of Solanum tuberosum (potato), 1015 nucleotides long. RefSeq names its product probable aldehyde oxidase 4. Bases 401 to 1015 code for a protein of 204 amino acids. The transcript has 3 exons. The record is from RefSeq and is a predicted model, not a curated record. Lineage: Eukaryota; Viridiplantae; Streptophyta; Magnoliopsida; Solanales; Solanaceae. Gene Ontology annotation, molecular function: oxidoreductase activity; 2 iron, 2 sulfur cluster binding; iron ion binding.
UAAAGUCCUUUACCUAAUAAAUACACUCGUGACCUGAGUGGUCCAAAAUUAUUGAAUCUUUUUCUCCAUCAUUACUAUUAAAACUUUGAAAUAUUUUCUUCUUCUUCUUUCAAAAUAACCAUCACAUUUCACAUAAUUGUGAGCUACAUUUUCCCUUUAUAAUGUAGCAUAAAGUUAUUUGUGUUAAAAGUCAAGUUGUGGGGAUACCCAAUUUAUAUAAUUCAAGAUUCUUGCCUUUUCUUUUAGUUAUGAUAUUUUUAAGCUCAGUAGAUUGAAAAAAAGUUGAAAAAGAUAAGAUUUUUGAUAAAGGGUAUGUGUUAAAGUUAACUGCUUCAGUGUUUCAGCUAGCUAAGAAUCUUGAUUUAAGAGGCAUUUGUGUUAACAAGAGGCUAUUGUAGUAAUGGAGGAAAGACAGAAAAAGGGGAAUUUGGUGUUUGCAGUUAAUGGAGAGAGGUUUGAGCUGCCAUCCGUCGAUCCUUCGACAACUUUGCUUCAGUAUUUGCGCUCUGAGACUUGUUUCAAGAGUCCUAAGCUUGGUUGUGGUGAAGGUGGUUGUGGGGCCUGUGUUGUUCUGAUCUCAAAGUAUGAUCCGAAGUUUAAAAAGGUGGAAGAUUUUAGUGUAAGUUCGUGCCUUACACUUCUUUGUAGUUUAAACGGUUGUUCAAUUACUACAAGUGAAGGCCUUGGGAACACCAGAGAUGGAUUUCACUCUAUUCAUGAAAGGUUUGCCGGUUUCUAUGCUUCUCAAUGCGGCUUUUGCACUCCUGGCCUGUGUAUGUCACUUUUCUCAGCUCUCGUCAACACCGAUAAAGGAAACAAACCCGAUCCUCCACCAGGAUUCUCUAAGCUAACUUCAUCUGAAGCUGAAAAUGCCAUAGCGGGAAACCUUUGUCGGUGCACUGGCUACCGGCCCAUUGCUGAUGCCUGCAAGACUUUUGCUGCUGAUAUUGAUAUAGAGGAUUUGGGGUUCAAUUCUUUUUGGAAAAGGAGACUCCAAGGAAAUGAAAGUAAGUAA